CGCAGACCCGACUGCGGCACGGUGGCCGCCGCUCCCUCCUCCCGGUCCUGCAGGUGCUGCGGGCGGCCCGGCUCCGCCGCGCCCCGCGCCCCCGGCCUUCCGCCUCGGCCCCUGCCGCGGGGCCUCGCGACGCCCGUGCCGGCGAUGAGCGCGAGGAGCCGCCAUGAGCGCAGACAGCAGCCCGCUCGUGGGCAGCACGCCCGCCGGCUAUGGGACCCUGACGAUCGAGACAUCUACAGAUCCCCUCAGCUCCUCAGUUUCAUCCGAGAGGCUCAGCGGCUACUGUGGCAGUCCGUGGAGAGCCGUCGGCUACCACGCCGUGGUCUGGACGCUGGCGGGGCUCCCUUUGCUCCUGUUCCGGUGGAAGCCCCUGUGGGCGGUGCGCCUGCGGCUCCGGCCCUGCACCCUGGCCCGCGCCGAAAUACUCGUCAUCGAAACAAGAGACAGAGAGGAUAGUUCAUGGCAGCUCUGUACGGUCCAAGUGCAGACGGAGGCCAUUGGCGCUGACAGCCUGCAGCCGCCCCCACAGACGCGGGCAGAGGAUGGCCGGAGCGGGGCGGCUGUGGGGGCAGAGCCAGAGGACGCCUGGAAGGACACCGCACGGCUCCACAGGCCUGAAGAGCAGCGGAGGCUGCGCUACUACGUCUUCCGAGGCCAGCGCUACGUCUGGAUAGAGACCCAGCAGGCCUUCCGCCAAGUCAG
This is a messenger RNA of Capra hircus (goat), 702 nucleotides long. RefSeq names its product probable cation-transporting ATPase 13A2. NCBI's taxonomy places the organism in Eukaryota, Metazoa, Chordata, Mammalia, Artiodactyla, Bovidae. Gene Ontology annotation, molecular function: P-type transmembrane transporter activity. Gene Ontology annotation, biological process: regulation of autophagosome size; intracellular calcium ion homeostasis; autophagosome-lysosome fusion. The record is from RefSeq and is a predicted model, not a curated record. Gene Ontology annotation, cellular component: membrane.